Xenopus laevis (African clawed frog) is the source of this 3827-nucleotide messenger RNA. RefSeq names its product calcium channel, voltage-dependent, beta 2 subunit L homeolog (gene cacnb2.L). Gene Ontology annotation, biological process: calcium ion transmembrane transport. The transcript is spliced from 13 exons. Gene Ontology annotation, cellular component: sarcolemma; voltage-gated calcium channel complex. Lineage: Eukaryota; Metazoa; Chordata; Amphibia; Anura; Pipidae. Gene Ontology annotation, molecular function: voltage-gated calcium channel activity. The record is from RefSeq and is a predicted model, not a curated record. The coding region runs from base 724 to 2559 and encodes 611 amino acids.
GCUUUAGCUGCUGAAUCCUUUUGUGUGCGAAUGACUCCUUGAGAUAACCGAGGCAAGAGACAAUGCUCUGAGUCUGAUGGGGAGACGGAGAGAGUGCGUGGCACUGAUGAGAGCGACACGAGGCAAUGUACCAGCAGUUGCAGUUUUUUUGCAAGCGAUCUUGCUGUUUUCAAGCUGUUUACCCUUGAGAUGCAGAAGAGCAAUCCGACAUAGACUCGCAGCACAGAGUCUGAUGUGAGCAUCUGCGUAAGGACCUGGCUGCUGAGCAUGCCCAGUGCUGUGAGAAUGCUUCCCUCUGCCAGAUCCCCAAAGAUUGAUUGAACUUUGCACUUGCAAAUGUCACUGAAUACAUUCUGACCAGGAUUCCUCGUAUUCUCUAAAGCACUCCUUCCGAGCGCUGUGCUGGAUUCUCUCCCAGAAGAUGGGGGCUGGAGAUGGUUCCAUCUAACAGGAGAAACAUGAUUAGAAAGGGAAUAUUUGGGAGCAACUCUUGUUGUUAAAAGCUCUUUUUUUUCUCUUUUUUACAUGGAUAUUUUUUAUUACGGCAAUGAAUGCAUAAAGGAAAAACACAGCAUUUCCCAUUCACUUCCAUUGCUGAAGUUGCUGUGUCGGGCUGGUAGCAGUGAGUGAGGGAGGAUGGAUAGGGAAGGGACCAAGAUUCUGCAAUGCUUUCCUUCCUUGCCGGGGGCUGAGGCUGGGGACCAUUACUGACCAGGGAGGCUGAUGAAGGCCUCUUGGAUCAGGCUUCUAAAAAGAGCCAAAGGAGGACGACUGAAGAAUUCGGAUAUCUGUGGUUCGGCGGACUCGUACACCAGCCGCCCAUCCGAUUCAGAUGUUUCUUUGGAAGAAGACAGGGAAGCUGUCCGAAGAGAAGCAGAAAGACAGGCCCAGGCACAGUUGGAAAAGGCUAAGACCAAACCAGUUGCAUUUGCUGUUCGGACCAAUGUUGGCUACAACGCAGUCCACAAUGACGAGGUCCCUGUUCCAGGCAUGGCCAUUUCAUUUGAAGCUAAAGAUUUUUUACAUGUCAAAGAAAAAUUUAAUAAUGACUGGUGGAUAGGCCGGCUUGUAAAAGAAGGCUGCGAAAUAGGAUUUAUCCCAAGUCCCGUGAAACUAGAAAACAUGAGGAUACAACAUGAACAAAAAGCAAAGCAGGGGAAAUUUUAUACCAGUAAAUCAGGGGGAAACUCUUCUUCCAGCCUGGGUGAUGUGGUACCUAGCUCCAGAAGAUCAACUCCACCAUCAUCCGCUAUAGACUUAGAUGCCACUGGCUUAGAGGCAGAAGAGCUUGACAUUCCUCCAGUCAACCAUCGCUCCCCUAAACCCAGUGCAAACAGUCUAACAUCGCCCCACUCCAAAGAGAAAAGAAUGCCCUUUUUUAAGAAGACAGAGCACAUUCCUCCUUAUGAUGUAGUGCCUUCCAUGAGACCUGUAGUUUUAGUGGGGCCUUCCUUAAAGGGAUAUGAGGUGACGGAUAUGAUGCAAAAAGCAUUAUUUGAUUUUUUAAAACACAGAUUUGAAGGAAGAAUAUCCAUCACCCGAGUCACAGCGGACAUCUCCCUUGCGAAACGCUCAGUGUUAAAUAACCCCAGUAAACAUGCAAUCAUAGAAAGGUCUAAUACACGAUCAAGCUUAGCUGAAGUUCAAAGUGAAAUUGAGCGCAUCUUUGAGCUAGCAAGGACGUUACAGCUUGUCGUUCUGGAUGCGGAUACUAUCAACCAUCCAACCCAACUUGGCAAAACCUCCCUCGCCCCCAUCAUAGUAUAUGUGAAGAUUUCAUCUCCAAAGGUUUUACAAAGGUUAAUAAAGUCAAGAGGAAAAUCGCAGGCUAAGCAUCUUAAUGUCCAAAUGGUGGCAGCCGAUAAGCUUGCUCAGUGCCCUCCGGAAAUGUUUGACGUCAUUCUGGAUGAAAACCAGCUUGAAGAUGCAUGUGAGCACCUAGCCGACUAUCUCGAAGCCUACUGGAAGGCAACCCAUCCUACGAGUAGUAAUCCUACUAAUGUGCUGCUCUCCCGCACACUCACCACAGCAACGCUCCCCAUAACCCCAUCAUCAGCCUCUAACACACAGCAGAAUUCCCAAGGUGAACCCAAGAAUCAGCAUUCAGCACCAGAAAGAACUGACUCGGUUGAGGAAGACACAAGUGCUGAACCCACUAGGAAGUCCCAACAUCGAUCUUCUUCCUCGGCGCAACACCAUAAUCACCGCAGCGGCGUGAGCCGAGGGCUUUCCAGGCAGGAAACAUUUGAUAACGAAUCCCAAGCGAACAGAGAUUCCAUUUACCUAGAUCCAAAGGAGGACUUCUCGUCUGAGCACGACACUCCCCCAGAUUCACACAGGGAACAUAACCACCAGGACGAGACACAUGCAGUUAGUGAACAUAGACACAAAGAGAGUCGGCAUCGGCCCAAUGAACCGGACAGGGAACAAGACCACAAUGAAUGCAUCAAACCCCGCAGCCGCCAUAAAUCCAGGGAUCGGCACUGCGAAAAGGAUGGAGAAGUUCCUAGGAAACGAAACGAGGCGGACUGGAACAGGGAUGUGUAUAUCCGCCAGUAAUGUUGCUUGUUAGACACCUUUUAAUGUGAUUUUUUUUCCCUCUCCUGUUCUUGUAACGCACUUUUGGUUCCAUGUCGCAGAACAUAAGCGUCCGCCAUGUCACCUGUAUUUGGAUUCUGGUUGUGUGUGCGGCAGCAACAUAGACUUUUAUAUUUUUCCUAGUCUUUUCAUUUUUUUCAAUUACCCCAGUGCGACUGUGACUGUCCCCGGACCAUGCAUUUUAGCUGUGUCUGUGGCUGACCUGUCCAAGCUGUCUGUCCUCCUUAAAGGGAUGCUGCUCUUCUAAUGCAAGGCUGGGCCAGCAGCAGACACAUUUCAUUUAAAGCCUAUGUGUGAUCACUGCAACGGUUUUCUUCCAUUUAUGUUCAGUAUCAAGCUAGAGUCGUUAUUUCUGGGUACAAACACAAUUUCUUGUAGAAUUCUCAGCCGUAGCCACUUGGUAUGAAUUUUAUUUUCAGUAUUUAAAGGCCCAUUUUAUCUUUUUUUUUAAUUUGAAACCAGAGCUAAUAUUGCCUUACUCUUCUCACGUCAACACUUUAUCAGUCAUUUUCUAUGUCUUGUAAGUGGAGUUUAUAGGUCCUUUCCCUCCCUAAUUCCUGCAUGGUUUCUACACUGUUGUACAAUUUCCAUAGAAAUCACUGGUGACUGAAACUAAGUGGGGAAACAAUACCAUACAGGACUAUUUGAAUUCAAUUCAUACUAAUAUAUCAAUUCAUUAGCCUCUUCUCUGCUAGAAAUAUGCCUGGUAACAAAGAGGUCCAUUUGUCUGUAGGUACCACGUGAUCCGACGUAGUGUUAAGUAUUAUACGUAAUUUAUUUUCUUGCAGAACCACUGUUGGAAUAAAAAUGAAGCUAACCCAAGGUGCGAGGUAGGCAUGCAGAGGAGAAAUCCUUAUAUUUGUUAUCUAUUUUUGUGCAAAUCAUUUCUGAGUCACUUCGGGGGGAAUCAUCAUGUUUUGAACCGGAAAAAAAAAAGAACUCGUUAGUAGGAUUUGGUGCGUAAAACGCAUGAAAAAAGACUACGUUUCCCGUCGAUAUGCACAAACUCCUCAAUUGGUCAUGCAUAUAUGUAAAUGUAGAAAUAUAUAUAUAUUUAUAGCUGUGAUAUUUAAAUGCACCUCCGAUGAUAUAAAAGAAUGCUUUGAUGUACAGAGAUAAAUACCAAGAAUUGUACAAAGCUGGGAAGGAGAGGUUGUUUCACCCAUUAAGUUUAAAUUUGAUAUAAUAAAGGGUGAGGUUUGCUUAGGCAAAUAUCAUAGUUUGCAGAA